AUGGCCGAAGCCGCGGAACCGACCAUGGACUGCAACCUGCCGGAGCUGCUGGCACAGGACCUUGAGUUCUCCGCCCUCAUAUUCGCCGCCAAGAACAUGACCGCUGGCGCUCCCUCGCCCGCCCUCGCCUCAGACGAAGACGACUGGCACGACACCGCCGAACCUCCUACCGUCCUCGGCGCACCAUGCCACCCCAACGGCGUAGCCCAGUUCCAGCCUCUGGGUGCCAUCGACGAGAAGAGCUCGGCCAGCGGCGCAAGCGACCAUGACAUUUCAGACGCCGCCUCGAGCUCGAGCGGUGACUCCUUUAGCAUGGCCGGGGGCGACCUCGACGGCGAAGACGACGCCGCCGAGUCACCGCACAUUCGUCAGCACUCCGUCCUCACUACAGACACCACAAUAUCUGCCUCGAGCCAGCCUGCGGCCGCAUCAUCCUCAUCGCAAAAACGAGUCGUCUCCUUCGGAGGUGAGGUAGACGGCAGCUUAGAGAGCUGGAUGGACUUUGAACCAGAUGCGCCGGCGGAUCAUCCCGAGCUCGGCAAGAGCCUAGUCCAAUCGCCAGUCUUGACGCCCAUCAAGCCGGUCCGGCCGCUAUCCCGACUAGGCGACCGGUCUAUCAACGAAUCACCGCCGCGGGCGAAGAGCGCCAAUGCCGCAGCCACUACGCGCCGGUUGUCCAACCCGUUUGAGGGUUACACCCGGCCCACCAGCCGGGCCCGGAGCUUGCAUCUGGAUCCGACAGCCGCGGCCGUGACUGCCGCCGCCAAGGACCAGAACCGCCAUUUGAUACCAUCGAUUAACUCACUACACUCUGUCGACAUAGCCGUUCCCACGCGCUGCUCAUCUCUAAAACACCGAGUGUCAUUCACCGAUGACGCCCGCAAAGCCAUCUCUACUCGGUCUCGUUCCCGAUCACAUGCGUCUUCACGGAAUGUGCAACCCGAUCAUGUCGUCGCGCAGGGCACGGAUCGCAGCUCAAUCAUCUCCGAUCUCAAGGAGGAACUCGAGCCAUGGUUCCGCUACAUCGACGCGCAAGACCCGCAAACACCAGCUCCUCACCACGGCCUGGCUCCCCCCUUACUCGUGACACCGCGCCCGACCUCCUGCUCCGGCGCCGGCGGUUCUUCCAGAGCAUUCACCACCCCGACCCCCCGUCCCCGGUCCCAGGCCCAAACAAGGUCCCGACCUACCUCGUCCCUGAGCGCGUCCUAUACCUGGCUCGAGGACCCGAUCGACAUCCCGCCCCCUCCCUCGGAUGAUCAAAGCCGCCGCAUCCCUCUCCCUCCCAACGUGAUGGAAUCCCUCCGCGUCUCCGUGACUUGCUUCCCCGAGACGAUGCUCCUCUGCUCCAGCCUCUCCAUCGAGACAAUCCGCAGCUACUCUCGCAAGGUCAGGCAACCCGCCGCCCCGGAAGCGCUCCGCCCAGACACCCCGCCCGCAUCCCCAAAACGCUGGCGUUGGCUCAGCUCCCGCCGCACCUCGAACCUCAACCGCCGCUGCUGCUCCCGCGGCGCAUCCUCCUCCUCCAACCUCGAUCUCCCCUCCUCAGCCUCCCUAGCGCCGUCGUCAACAGCGACCCUCGUCGUCCCGCCCCAGUGGUCCCGUAUCCGCAGCGUCUUCCCCCACGGGUCAAACUACCUCUGCGACGCCCUCUACGCCCACAUCGUCGCGUACAACUACCUCGCGCCCAUGGUCCAGAACAACACCACACAGUCGCCACUGAGACCGCCCACACCCGCGAGCCCCAGCAGCAGCAGCAUCAUCACGGACGACUCUAUUCCCAAAAAGGCCGCCAGCUUGCUCGGUAUCCAGGGCGUGCAGGGGAUGCAGGAGAUGGCCUCGACGAUGAUGACACCGCCAAAGCCAUUGCGGAAGCGCUCCAGCAUGUUCCUCGGCCUCCGGAACUGUUCAUCGUCUCGGCAGGCCCAAAUCCCACCGCCUGCUGCGGCUGCUACUGCCGCUGCCGUGCCGACAAUGACGACGCCCGCAGCACAGACGGGGCCGGUAUCCGACAUCCCCCUCCGGGAGCUGCAGCAGGGGCUGUCGCGGUGUAUCGCGCGCCUCGUGACGACGUUACGUGCCGAGGGAUCUGGUGGGUCCGUGGUGGGAGGGGACCUGAUCAACGAAGUUGACCCGCUCGUCAUGCGAUCUCUGUGCGAGAUUGUAAAGUGCUGCGAGGAGUCGCCGAGCACGACGAAUGAUCGGUCCAUGUAA
Messenger RNA from Colletotrichum orchidophilum, 2214 nucleotides. RefSeq lists its product as uncharacterized. Bases 1 to 2214 code for a protein of 737 amino acids. The transcript has a single exon. NCBI's taxonomy places the organism in Eukaryota, Fungi, Ascomycota, Sordariomycetes, Glomerellales, Glomerellaceae. The record is from RefSeq and is a predicted model, not a curated record.